This is a messenger RNA of Thlaspi arvense, 507 nucleotides long. The record is from the annotation of a GenBank genome assembly. NCBI's taxonomy places the organism in Eukaryota, Viridiplantae, Streptophyta, Magnoliopsida, Brassicales, Brassicaceae.
AUGAAGAGUGAGGAUCAGAAAUUUAUGUCGCGGAGACAGUGGAUGACAUGUGUGUGCUUAACUCCAGCUUUGAUCAACAACGCUUAUACCUUUGUCUCUGUACAAAGCGCAGCCGCUUUAGACAAGAAGCCAGGAGUUUGCCGUAACUGUCAGGGCAUUGGUGCUGUGAUAUGUGUGGCGGUACAGGAAAAUGGAAAGCUCUCAACAGAAAACGUGCAAAAGAUGUAUAUGAGUUUACAGAAUGUCCAAACUGUUACGGUUUACCAAACAACAAAGGCCUUCUUAGAAGGCCUGGUGCUCGUGAGCUACUCGACAAGAUGUACAAUGGUCGGCUUCUUCCCAAUUCAUGAGCAGUUGGUCCGUUUACGACUUGAAAAGCCUGUUGAGGACAAGCGUGCUCCUCUCUCUGAUCAGUCUAUCUCUUGUAAUCUCGCAGAUUGUUACCGCAAAUCUGCUUUUAAGCACAGAACCAAUAGAGACAUGAUUAUAGAAGCGGAAGAAAACUAA